AUGGCGCCUCACAAGUCCAAAGCCCGCGCGCACCACCCGCAGCCACCACCACAAUCUGACUACGAGACAGACGCGCCGCCUGCUGUCGACGUACCCCUCCCACCUCCGCGGUCCAACGAAGAGCUCAACUUCUCCGUGCUGCGCCGCAUCUACCCCGAGCUGGCCGCCAUAGAGCACGUCACGCCCUACGCUGCUCUCUACACCUUCAGUCUUGAGACGCAGCAGUGGGAGAAGCUCGGUGUCGAGGGCACCCUUUUCCUCUGCAGACUCACACCGUCGCCCAUUGGCGCCGACCGCUACAGCGUAGCCAUACUGAACCGCCGUGGCCUCGACAACUUCUACCUGGAGCUCACCAGCGAGGAGGAGAUGGAGUUCACCGACCCCUAUGUCAUUCUUCAGGGUGAUCAGGUGUACGGCAUCUGGGUGUUCGCAGACCCGCCGCCCGCGUCUACCGCCAACUGCCGCACCGACACCGCCAACAAGAUCAUGCAGGCUGCAGAGAAGGCACGCUUGUGUCGCGAGGCCAAAGAGAAGGCAAGAGCAGAGGUAGACACUGCCCCAUCUGCCCCAAUGGGGCGCCAGCUCUCCCUUCGCGAGCUGUUUGGCCAGCAGCGUCAGCAAGAUGCAGGAUUCAGCAUUCACGACCACCACAGCCAGCACGUUCAACAGGCCCACCCGCCGCAGCAGUCCUAUACGCCAACGCCCAACCCUGGCAUGUCGCAGCAAGAUGUGCUUGGCCAGUUGUUCUUCAAUGCAAAGCAGAACUACAGUGGCCUUGGCUGA
Messenger RNA from Didymella exigua CBS 183.55, 783 nucleotides. Its product is annotated as PH domain-like protein. Gene Ontology annotation, cellular component: P-body. The transcript has a single exon. Gene Ontology annotation, molecular function: mRNA binding; enzyme activator activity. Gene Ontology annotation, biological process: deadenylation-dependent decapping of nuclear-transcribed mRNA; positive regulation of catalytic activity; deadenylation-independent decapping of nuclear-transcribed mRNA. The coding region runs from base 1 to 783 and encodes 260 amino acids. The record is from RefSeq and is a predicted model, not a curated record. Lineage: Eukaryota; Fungi; Ascomycota; Dothideomycetes; Pleosporales; Didymellaceae.